UUUCCGGGAGAGAAAUGACCAGACAGUAAACUACAAUGACGGGUUUGGCUGUUACGGUUCUCCUCGGUGUGUUGGUGGAUGUGUCCAGUGGAAUGAUGAGUAUUCAGCUGAUCCCUCAGAAUCCGGUCAUCGGAGGAUCUGUCACUCUGAGUGUUACUGGAAAUACUGGGACAAUUCGGUCUUUCUUCUGGUAUAAAGGAUCAGAAAUGUAUUUUCCAUGUCAUAUUCUUUCAUAUUCACCCCAUAAAGAAACACCCCUAACUACUGGACCAAUGUACAACCAUCGACUUACAGCUUUUCCCAAUGGAUCAUUACUGAUCUCCAAUCUAACAUCCACAGACCAAGGUCAUUAUGUAGUGAAAGCAGAUUUGGAGGAAAUGGUAGAUGAAGCCUUUAUAUUGCUGCAUGUCUACGAUGUGUCUCCUGAUAGCGGUAAUGUUAAGAAGCAAGCUGGAUGCAGCGUCGGAUCCAUUGUUGGGACAGUUUUGGUUGUUGUUUUCCUGUUGAUUGUUGCAGGUUUUCUGGUAUACUAUACCUAUAAAACAAGAAACCAGGACAAUGGGCCUUCAGUUGACACAUCUAUCCAAUUGCCCAAUAAUGAAAAUGCACAGAACACUACAAUGGAUCAAGGUGCAACCGCAGACUCAGAUUACACAAGUUUGCAGUUCAAGUCAGAAGACAUAUACACAGCGCUAAAGAACUGACACACAACUAAUUCUCCAUGUAAUGGACAAUCUUCCCUGUGACCAUAUUGAAAAUGGUUGUAAUAAAACAAGGAAAACUA
This is a messenger RNA of Rana temporaria (common frog), 784 nucleotides long. Its product is annotated as carcinoembryonic antigen-related cell adhesion molecule 19-like. The record is from RefSeq and is a predicted model, not a curated record. Lineage: Eukaryota; Metazoa; Chordata; Amphibia; Anura; Ranidae. The coding region runs from base 36 to 704 and encodes 222 amino acids. The transcript is spliced from 6 exons.